AUGGCGCACGACGGCAAUGCGACGCCUGGCGACGAGGGCGAAUUCGAGGGCGACAGCUGCGAGUUGUCGUUCCUCGAGGAGGCGAGCGAGCUGCAGCGCCUCGUCGCCAUACUCGUGCCCUCCGCGCAGUCCGAUCGGUCUGGAUCGGUGCAAUGCGGUGUGUCGAAUUUCGGAAUCGCAGAGGCGGAUGAGGAUGCGCAACGAAGGCGCGCGGUGGAAGACGGGGAGAUGCGCGACGACCCGCGGGCAGCAGUGCUGCUCCGCUUCGAAACCAUCUGCGCCAAGUACCGCGAGCAGCCGGAGCUGCUGGACCCGCACCUCUCCGCGCUGCUCUCACCCGCCAUGGCCUGCCUCUCCGCGCACGCGCUCGCUGCCGCGGCCGCGCUGCCCUCCGCGCUUGCGGGAGGCUCCGCGGGGUCGGGGGAACUCGAGCGGGCGAUGGGGGAGGCGGAGGCGCAGCGGAUGGUGCGGGAAGUGGCGGGGGCGGCGUGCGUGGUGCAGGUGGUGGCGUACGUGCGCGGCGCCAAGGUCGUCUGUCGCUUCUUCCCCAACGCGCCCUCCCACCUCGAACCCGCGCUCGCGCUGCUGCUGCUCGUGCUCCGCCUCUCGCCCGCGCCGCCCAAGGUAGCGCUGCAGGGAUGCAGUGGUGGGGGAGCGCGGAUGCAAUGGUGGGAUGCAGUGAAGGCGGGGUCGGAGGUGGGGGUGGCGGUGGAGGCGGUGGAGCAGUGGCGCGUGCACUAUGUGCUGCUCUCGUGGCUCUCGCACCUGCUGCUGCUGCCCUUCUCCCUCCCCUCCCUCGACUCCAACCUCUUCGCCCCCCAACCCCCCGCCUCCCUGCAACCCUCCUCCCUCGAACACUCCUCCCAACCGCCACCAGCAGCAGCAGUGUCAGCACCCGUGGCGUCCCAUGUGCUCCACCGCCUCCUACCACUCCCCACCGCUGCAUGGGAAGGGAGGUUGUCAGAAGCAUGGUCACUGCCCGACGUGCUGCUGCGAGCGUGCCUCACCUUCCUGCCCAACGGCCGCCUGCCCGUCCCCCUCAUGCUCGCCCGCCUCCUCUCCCGCCCCGAAAUGCACUCCCCCCUCGCCUGGUUCAUGGAAGAGAGUCGCCGCCUUGUGGCCUCGCUCUCUGCCGCCCUGCCCUCGCCAGCCGCUCUUCCGGACGGCCCGCCAGGCAGGGGAGAGGGAGCAGCAGUGGUGGCAGUGGAGGAGGGGAAGGGGCGGGCACCACUGUCGGAGGAGCUGCUGGCCCCUGUCGUCCUCACCCUCGCCGCCAUCUUCAAGACAGCCCCACGUGCUGAGCUCACUCACCACACACACCCAGUGUGGGCCACCAUCCUCCUGCCCCUCCUCCACUCCACCUCGCCUUCCAACCUUCCCCACUCCGCGGGCUCCUCUCCCCACCCCAUGUGCGCGCGUCCUGUCUCACUGCUGCUCCCCCUGGCCCUCGUGAAGCUGCUCCAUCGCCUCGCCCUCUCCCUUCUGCCGCCCCGCCAGCCCUCCUGGCGCUACCAGCGCAGCAUCCAUCGGGUGGACGCCCCCCCCUCUGCAGCCCCCCCCGCGCCCUUGCCAUCGCCAGCAGCAGGAGGUGCUGGGCCGGGCGCGGAACAGGGGGUGGCGGCAAGUGCGGAAGGAGUGGGAGGGGCGGAGGAGAGAGAGCUGGGGCGGAGAGAGGGGGAGGGGGAGGGGGAGGAAGAGGGGGAGGAGGAAGAGGAAGAGGAGGUGGCGGAGCUGGUGGAGGAGGCGGUGGGGGAGCUGCUGCCCAUGCUCAAACACGAGUCAACGGAUGUGCGGUGGGCGGCAGCGCGCGGCCUGUCGCGGGUGGUGGGUGGCUUGCCAGCUGGCAUGGCGGACGAAGUGGUGGCGGCCGUCAUUGCCUUGGUGGACCCGCACGAGCUACCAUCGGACAGUGCAUGGCAGGGCGUGUGUCUGGCACUCGCAGAGCUGGCAGCCAGAGGGCUGCUGCUGCCGUCGCGCCUGCACUCCGUCACGCCGCUCCUCGCCUCCGCGUUGCACUACGAGGUGUUGCGGGGGGCGGUGGGCACGGGGGCGCAUGUGCGCGAUGCAGCGGCGUAUGUGUGUUGGGCCAUCGCCCACUCCUUCUCACCGCCCGUUGCUGCUGCCUCCCUGCAGCAGCUAUGCCCUCACCUCCUCGCCGUUGCCUGCUGUGACCGCCAGAUGAAGUGCAGGUGGGCGGCAGCAGCGGCCUUCCAGGAGGUGGUGGGCCGCUUUGGCUGCAUCUCCGACGCCCAAGCGCUCUCCACACCCACCACCCGAGGCACACCCCAUGCCUCCACCAGAGGACCUAGCCAAGGAGGUGAUGCGGUGGAGAGUGGUGCGGAGAAGGAGGAGCAGUGGGUGCCAGCAGGGGGCAUCGCCAUAGUGAAUGCGGCUGAUGUCACGUCGCUGUCAUCCACUCGCACUGCAUUCACUCAGGUGCCCACCACAGCCGCAUCUGUCAGUCUGAGAAGCCUUCUUUGUCCUCAUCUGCCUUUGCCCUUUAGCACAUGCACAUGCACCACACACGUGCCCCCGUUACCAUCAUUUCUCCUCGCCUCCCAUAUCUCCUCCUGCCUCUCCUCCUGCUGUCCCCCCUGCUUCCAGGUGGCACUAUUCGUGGCAGGCUAUCCGGAGUACCGCGAGCAGCUGUUGCUCAAGCUAGCAGCCAGCACGCACCACUGGGACAAGGCCAUCCGCGCCCUCGCAGCUGAAUCCCUCGCCGCCAUUGUCCCUCUUGACCCGCCCCGCCUCCUCUCCCUCUUGCACCUACACCUCCUCCCCCUGCUCGCCUCCCCCGACCCCCCCUCCCGCCAUGGGGCUCUCCUCGCCACCGCAGCCCUCCUCCCGCCCCUCUCCGCCUCCCCGCCCUCCCCGGCCCUCUCAGACACCCUCUCCUCACUCACCGCCUCCCUCCCCACGCUGCUCGCCCCGCGCUCCUUCCGAGGGCGCCUAGCUGCGGAUCUCAAGGUGGCCUGCUGCCGCCUGCUCUCCGCGCUCGCUGCUGCACUGCCCCGCGCACAACUGCCGCCCCUGCCCACACCUGCUCUCACUGUGGCUACUGCUUGCCUGCAUGACAUGCUGGCAGGGGAUGGGGGGGAGCUGCAGUGUGCGCGGGCGCGCUUUGUCUCGUCAAUCCAGGAGGCAGCAGCAGCAGCCCUGUGGGACCUCGCUCGCACCCAGCAUUCCCCUGCUUGCACAGACUUUGCUCGCCAAAUAAUAACGCGCCACGUGGCGACUCUGGAGUCCGCCAGCUCAGCAGCGAGUGCGAGGCGAGGCGCUGUGCUGGCGCUGCAGUGCUUCCUGCCCAGCCUCUGCCCCGCCUGGCCCUCCGCCUCUCCCCUUGACUCCCCUGCUGCUGGCACUGACAACGUGGGGCUAGGUGUGGGGGGCGCAAACACAGGGCUAGAGGACGGAGAAAGACAUGGGGAGACGGAGGGGAGAGGGGGUGAGGGAGGGGUGGAUGAGGGUGAGAGGUCAAGGCGCGAGCUGGCAGAGCGGGUGGUGAAGGCGCUGUGUGCUGCUGCCACCGACAAUCGGGGGCGUCGUGCUGUGACUGACGUGGCAGUGCGCGCAGCAGCAGUGGAAGCGCUGGGUAAUGCAGCCAGCAUCAUUCCCCUCCUGCAGGCCGGCGGGGCAGGCGCAAGGGGGCACACAGGGACGGGUGGGGGAGAUGGGGCAGAAGCGGAAGGGGAGGGCGAGAAGGAGGAGGUUGAGGACUACACGGAGGACCAGCGGGGUGACGUGGGCCGCCUCGUGAGGGAAGCUUCCAUGAAAGCGCUGGUGGCGUGGGUGGAAGAAGUGUACAGAUUGAGAGAGGUGUGGGAGGGCGAGGUGGGAAAUGCACCAAGUAACACUGACGCAGCACCUGACGCCCCAUCGUCUCAGCGGCGGCACAUUGGGGUUGGGGAAUGGUGCAGAGCGGUGGCAGGGCGGGUGGUGGGUGUGCUGCUGAAGCAGGCGGGGGAGAAGAUUGACGGCACCCGCAAGGUGGCGGGGCAGGGGCUGCAGCGGCUGCUGUGGGGGAGCAAGCACGGUGCAGCGAUGGCAGGGACACAAGAGACAAGAGGGGAAGCAGGGACUGCAGAGGCAGUUGAGGCACGUGGUGCUGGUGGCAGCACGCAGGGGGCAUCAGGUGGAGGCGGGGAGGAGACGGAUGGAGGAGGCGCAGUGAGUCAAUGCGUGGGCGGCACGGCAGAAGGGAGCGGUGUGUGCAGGGAUGUGGAUGGGUGGGAGCAGCUGAGGCAGCACGUGCCCUCCGACCCUCACUUCGCAUGGAAGAAUCCUGCGGCUGUCUUUCCCCGUCUGGCCCCGCUGCUGCUGCUGCCAGCCUACCGCCUGCCACUGCUAUCAGGGCUGCUUCUCUCCGCGGGCGCUCUCUCCCACUCCCUCACUGCCGCCUCCCUGCGCGCCCUGCUCUCUCUCAAACCAGCUGAGGGGACACAGGGGGCUAUGAGGGGGACAGGAGAGGGGGGAGAUGGUGGGCAGUGGGAGGAGGUGCAGGGGCGGAUAGCAGAGGACGUGGUGGUGCUGCUGAGGCGGCACCGCAAGCAGAAUCGAGUCAUAAUCCCGUACAUCAAGGCCAUCGCUGCUCUACUUCAGGCGGAUUUCUUUGGGUCGUUAUCAGCAGACACCCCGGCUUCAGAUGAGCCUGCCACUCCCACCACCUCCCUCGCGGCUCUACCUGGGGUGUUGGUGGGGAGUGUGGAGGAGGAGCUGUGCCGCCCACAGCCCACGGCAUCGGUGCCCAAGAUGCUGGCGGCCGUCGACCUGCUCUGCCACCUCGCCGCCCCCCUCUGCUCUGCCCGCCAGCAUGCCCUCUCCACGCUACUCUGGCUGCUCGCCGUGCGCUUCCCCACUCUGUGGUUCCACGCGAGCUGCAUCUUCAAAGCCCCGGGACUCAUCACCAAGUCAGUGCCCCUCUGCUCCCCUGCCGCCGCUGCCACCGCUGCCACCCAUGCCACCCCUGCUCUGCUGCCCCCCAGCUCCCCUGCUCGCCUGCGCCCAUCCCUCUUUGCCGCCUCUUUGUGCGCCGUCCGCGCUUACCCCUCUAACACUGCCACAUCCCAGCCCCCACCUUUUUCCGCUCACUCCAUAGCCAAUGCCCGCUUCUCCCCCCAUUCCAUCGCCGCCUAUCCACUGCGCUCCCCCUCCCCCCUGCCACUGCGGCCGACUGUGGCAGACAUGCGCGCUAUGCUGGAGGCCAAUCAGCAGGAGCCAGGUGGCAGCGAGGACGCCCUGAGGGAGCGCUGUGCGGACGGCACGCUGCCCCGAGAACCUGCUGCUGGACGCCAAGAUCGCCUACUUUGGGCUCAGCAAUGGUGGCAUGUACGCCCUGCCCCACCACCUGUGAUACCGCGCAUGCUGCUGGUCGACCCCAUGAAGCGCAUCACCAUCCCCGAGAUCCGCCACCACCCCUGGCUCCUCGCCAAGCUCCCCCGCUACCUCGCCGUGCCGCCGCCAAAUGCUGCCGAGCAGGCCAAACGGAUUGACGAGGAGAUCUUUCAGGUGGUGACGAAGAUGGGGUUCGACCAGGAGCACCUGGCGGAGUCCCUGCGGGAGCGCCGCACGAACACGGCGACAGUGGCCUCGUACCGGCUGCUGGACUCGCACCGCCGCAUCUCCAUGGGCUAUCUGGGCGCCCAGUUCAAGGAGCACAAGGAGGGGCAGCACGACCAGCACGCCACGCACGCGCUUGCAGCCGAUGGGUCCCCGCUGGUAGCCGCGAGGGGAGGGCUGGGGCAUGCGCUGGUGGCGAGGCGGAGUGUUGGGAGUGGGGGGGGUGGCGGGAGCGGGGGGUUGGGGAUGGGGGUGCCGGGGUCGACCGCGCAAUAUCAUCAGCACGUUGUGGCAGAUCGGAAAUGGGCGCUGGGGUUGCAGUCCCACGCGCACCCAAUGGAAGUGAGGGGGGAGGCAUUCCGCGCACUGCAAGCGCUGCAGGACGAGAGAGGCCGCCCGGUGAUUCCUGUGGAGGCGCUGGUGGGCGGCGGGGUUCGGCUGCGGUUUGAGAUGCAGCUGUUCAAGGUGCGGGAUGAGAAGUAUCUUCUGGGCGUGCAGCACGUGGACGGCUCUCACAUGCUCUUCCUCGCACAGCUGCAUCGCCUCCCGAGGUCGGAAGGAGGGGGUUGCCAUGGUGAUGUUGCAGCCCCUCCUUCCCCCAUCUUCAUCGUGGGCAGGGAUAAAAUUUUGAGGAGGAUGGACCUCUCUCCUCUGCACCACCUCUCUCCUCUUUUGCAGCACCUCUCUCCUCUGCACCAGGAUGGAUGCUUUUCCCCUUCUCUGCACCAAGGCGGCUGCUUCUUCCCUUCAGGGUUUGGGGGCACCUCUCUCCUCUGCACCAGGAUGGAUGCUUUUCCCCUUCUCUGCACCAAGGCGGCUGCUUCUUCCCUUCAGGGUUUGGGGGCACCUCUCUCCUCUGCACCAGGAUGGAUGCUUUUCCCCUUCUCUGCACCAAGGCGGCUGCUUCUUCCCUUCAGGGUUUGGGGGCACCUCUCUCCUCUGCACCAGGAUGGAUGCUUUUCCCCUUCUCUGCACCAAGGCGGCUGCUUCUUCCCUUCAGGGUUUGGGGGCACCUCUCUCCUCUGCACCAGGAUGGAUGCUUUUCCCCUUCUCUGCACCAAGGCGGCUGCUUCUUCCCUUCAGGGUUUGGGGGCACCUCUCUCCUCUGCACCAGGAUGGAUGCUUUUCCCCUUCUCUGCACCAAGGCGGCUGCUUCUUCCCUUCAGGGUUUGGGGGCACCUCUCUCCUCUGCACCAGGAUGGAUGCUUUUCCCCUUCUCUGCACCAAGGCGGCUGCUUCUUCCCUUCAGGGUUUGGGGGCACCUCUCUCCUCUGCACCAGGAUGGAUGCUUUUCCCCUUCUCUGCACCAAGGCGGCUGCUUCUUCCCUUCAGGGUUUGGGGGCACCUCUCUCCUCUGCACCAGGAUGGAUGCUUUUCCCCUUCUCUGCACCAAGGCGGCUGCUUCUUCCCUUCAGGGUUUGGGGGCACCUCUCUCCUCUGCACCAGGAUGGAUGCUUUUCCCCUUCUCUGCACCAAGGCGGCUGCUUCUUCCCUUCAGGGUUUGGGGGCACCUCUCUCCUCUGCACCAGGAUGGAUGCUUUUCCCCUUCUCUGCACCAAGGCGGCUGCUUCUUCCCUUCAGGGUUUGGGGGCACCUCUCUCCUCUGCACCAGGAUGGAUGCUACUCCUCUUCUCCUCUGCAAUGGGCGGCUGCUCCCCUUAA
Closterium sp. Naga37s-1 is the source of this 7218-nucleotide messenger RNA. The record is from the annotation of a GenBank genome assembly. NCBI's taxonomy places the organism in Eukaryota, Viridiplantae, Streptophyta, Zygnematophyceae, Desmidiales, Closteriaceae.